Papilio polytes (common Mormon) is the source of this 480-nucleotide messenger RNA. Its product is annotated as Kv channel-interacting protein 4-like. Gene Ontology annotation, molecular function: calcium ion binding. NCBI's taxonomy places the organism in Eukaryota, Metazoa, Arthropoda, Insecta, Lepidoptera, Papilionidae. The transcript is spliced from 6 exons. The record is from RefSeq and is a predicted model, not a curated record. The coding region runs from base 52 to 480 and encodes 142 amino acids.
AUCGUCGCUGAGCCACGCCUCUCAGAUGUUCCCGCCAGAUGGCGCUGACAGAUGAAUGCAGCGAAAGUUGCAGUACGGCGACGAGGGUUCGCGGAGAAGCUGGUAGACUACAUGAGGAGGAGGUUCCAACAGACACCUGAGGAGGAGUUGGAGGAGAGCACUACUCUGCCGCCUCGCUACCGCCCCGAGCCGCCGGACGCGCUCGCCCGCGCGUGUCGCUUCACACCGCAUGAGAUCAAACUCAUGUACAGGGGAUUUAAGCAGGAAUGCCCGACGGGGAUGGUGGAUGAGGAGUCCUUCAAGAAUAUAUUCUCGCAGUUCUUUCCAAUCGGAGACGCGACUCAGUACGCGCACUACGUGUUCAACACUGUCAAACAUAAGCAAAGGGGGAAACUUAAUUUUGAGAUGACGGAGGAGGUCGCUCCUCGCAAAGCCAAGCGACGCGGCCGACGUUCAUCCUCCACUCAGAAGACGCGGUGA